AUGAACGUGUUAUUGGAUACAAGUUGUGGGUUGAAAACAUCAGCAAGAGGGAAGCUGGCUAAUACAAAAUGUGAAGCCAGUAAUGAUUGUGGCAAUGCAAGAGAUGUGACAAGCAUUGAUGUGCAUUACAAACCAGAGAAUGUGCAAUUUCCAUCAUCUGCCCUGGGUAACAAAGCAUGCAGGGGUGACAUGAUUAGCUUUAACUGCUCAGCUGAUUCUAAUCCAUCGGUGACAUCUUACCAGCUGUUCGAGAAUGACACUGCUAUCUCAAACGCAAAUCUCUCAGGAAUGUGGAAAAGAAACGUGUCAAUGGGCGGAGUGUUCAUGUACAAAUGUGUGGCCAACAACUCUCUAGGAUCAAAAUUCAGUUCAUCCCUUAUGGUCACGGUGAAUGAGCCUUCAUCCAUACAACCAAUGCACAGCAUGACAGUGACUGAAGGUGACAAUGUGACUCUGAUGUGUAGCGUAUCUGGAAUGCCUCCAUCAAUUGUGUCUUGGAUGAAACAUAAUGGUCAGCUUCAUAGUGGAUAUCUGCUGGAGCUUGUGAAUAUAAGUAGGAAUGAAGCUGGUGAAUACAAAUGUGAAGCCAGUAAUGAGUGUGGUAAUGCAACAGAGAUGGCAACAAUUGAUGUGCAGUAUGCACCCACGAUUACAAACAUUUCUGGAGGGCAGACUGUAAACAAAGGUGACAUGGUGAGUUUGUUCUGUAUGGCAGAAGGUAAUCCAUCACCAACUAUGACUUGGACAAAAGUCGCCGACAACAGUCCAGUGAACUUCCCAAUGAUCAUCUGUGGUAGUCAGGAUGAAGGACUGUACAGAUGUACUGCUAAGAAUGAUGUUGGAAGCCCUGUGACAAGGGAUGUCAGCAUGACAGUACAUCGAAACCCUUGCCUUGAGGAAUGUACGAAUGGACGAAAUUGCAGAGAAUUCGGAAAAUACCUUUGCCUAUGUCCAAAAGGGAAAACAGGACAUAAUUGCAAAGAAAAUGGUAAGUUGAACAAAGACAGACGAUGGCGGGCGAAGAUUUUUGACAAAUUGGUUAACGAGAGGUCAAUAAUUGAGACUCAAGGGUGCGAUGGAGGAGGGAAACUAUGUCUACCAGUACUACAAGUCUGA
Messenger RNA from Stylophora pistillata, 1116 nucleotides. RefSeq lists its product as uncharacterized. Gene Ontology annotation, biological process: protein phosphorylation; cell-cell adhesion. NCBI's taxonomy places the organism in Eukaryota, Metazoa, Cnidaria, Anthozoa, Scleractinia, Pocilloporidae. Gene Ontology annotation, molecular function: cell adhesion molecule binding; ATP binding; protein tyrosine kinase activity. Gene Ontology annotation, cellular component: plasma membrane; cell-cell junction. The record is from RefSeq and is a predicted model, not a curated record.